GUUUAUGUUCAAAUCUGCUACUAAUGAAUUUCCCAAAGAUCCAAAACAUAUGCUUAUUUACCAAUCAGUUAACAAAUUGAAAACUUUCCGUAUUCUUGGUAUAUUUUGUGCAUCACAAGGUGUUAUGUGGAGUUGUUUAACCUAUGAUCAUAAAUUGUUUGAACCACUCGAAGAUAAAAUGAAUAACAAACUGAAGUCAAUCAUCUCUCUUCCAGAAAAUUCUUGGUACACGAAUCUGAAAAAAAAUGUACGCGAAAAGUUGUAUACGCAACAAACAUAUCCAUAUUUAACAGCAUUUGCUGCUAUUUCUAUGUUUAGUGCGGGAUUUUUGGUUCCACGUCGUAUAGUCCAUUCUAUAUCAUUAAUAACUACUAAAACUAACAAUGCAUCAAAAUUUGAGAAAUAUCUUGAAAUCAAUACAUAUGGAGCUUUCGGUAUCAGAAAUAAUGGUAGAACAUUUAGAAAAUCUUUGGAAAGAAUAGAAUUACAUGGUAAAUUAUAUGAUUUUGAUUCAUCCCACCUGACCUUAUGUAUUAAAAAUCUUCCCAUCAGAUUUAUAAUAAAUAUUAGUGAAGCAGAAUACUUAGACGAAAAUGAAUUGCAUUGCUUAAUAUACGAAACAACACAAAAAAAGAGAUGACGAUUCAACUCUAUCCAUUGAAUUGCAUAAAUUCCAUGUUUGUAUAGCCUAGUAAAAUAUUGAUGAUAAGAAUUAUGUACAAUUAUGUAUCUUUUCAUUUGGAUAGGAUUAUAUUGUCAUUGUAUCCAUUGAUAUAUUAUGUACUGUUUUCGAAAUAUAGAAUUGAGUUCCAUCUAA
Messenger RNA from Heterobilharzia americana, 817 nucleotides. The record is from the annotation of a GenBank genome assembly. NCBI's taxonomy places the organism in Eukaryota, Metazoa, Platyhelminthes, Trematoda, Strigeidida, Schistosomatidae.